Cetraspora pellucida is the source of this 242-nucleotide messenger RNA. Lineage: Eukaryota; Fungi; Glomeromycota; Glomeromycetes; Diversisporales; Gigasporaceae. The record is from the annotation of a GenBank genome assembly.
AAAUUUAUUUGCACCCAGAACAAUGGGUUCCAGGUGGUACAUAUCUUAUUGCAGAUGCUGCUUAUCCUCUCCGAACAUACUUAAUGAAAGCAUAUUCUAAUUAUGAUACACCAACUCAUAAAGAACGUUAUUUCAAUAAAACACUUUCUUCAAUGCAAAUGAUUAUUGAGCGAGCAUUUGGUAUAUUGAAAGAACGUUGGAAAAUUUUAUUAAAUGAAAUAGAGGAGAUCUUUUACCUUUAG